GCAGGCGCAGGUGCUGCGGUCACCAAUGCGCCGGCGCUGCGCGGAUUCUUCCCGAGCUCCUCAUAGGCAUCAGAUCCAGAAACUAAUAUCCUUGCUAGUUCCACGCGAGUUCUGGGACUCGAACUCACGGCUGCCCUCGGCUGGCACUGAACGGGACGCGUGGUCCCGGUGCCGUGGCGAAUCAGCGGCGCGCGGGAGCACGCGGUCGUGGCUCUGAAGCCUGGGGGCCGGAGCAACCCUGUGGGAGUGGUUGGUCCGGUUGGGUCUGCAUUGGUGACGGCCCUGCGGGAUGGCCGGCUUCCGUGCUAGCCCAGGGCCUCGUGUUUAGAAGGCUGGGUGAUCACCUGGAGCUGCAGACUCCGGGGUUGUAGCUGCUGCUGCCUGCCCUGCCUUGCAAGAUGGACCCAGCACUGUCUGCUGUCCGAUUCACCGUACAAGAAGCCAUUCACACCCUUUCAUCCUCAGAGGAUGUGGGCCACAUCCUCUCCACCCUGGGGACCCUGAAGCGGUACCUGGGUGGAACCGAGGAUCCAGCUUUCCCUGAGAAGGAGGAGUUUACCACCAUCCACUUCUCAGCGGUUCUCAGAUGUCUGGUCAGCAAGCUGAGUCCAGGUUGGCUAGAGCUAUCCCCCGACGGCCAGCUAGAGCGGCUUUGGGAGAGCUUCUUCCUGGACGGCCCCCCAGACCAAGCCUUCCUGGUGCUGAUGGAGGCCAUCGAGAGCACUGCUGGCCCUAGCUUCCGUCUGAUGAAGAUGGCUCGGCUGCUGGAGAUGUUUCUGAGCAAGGGCAGACUGGCGGCUCUCAUGGAGGAGCAGUGUCGCCCGCAGACAAAGCCCAGCUUCUUCCUAGUCCAGGAGACGCUGCUCAGCAAGGUGGUGGGCUUGCCUGACCACCUGGGCAACCGUCUCCAGCAGGACAACCUGACCCCGUUCUUCCCCCAGAACUACUUCCCUCUGCUUGGCCAGGAGGUUCUGCAAGCACUAAAGGCAGUUGUGAGCUUUCUCCAAGGUGGCCUAGACUGCUCUGUCUCCUUUGUGUCUCGAGUCUUGGGGAAGGCCUGCAUCCAAGGGAGAAAAAAAGAGAUUCUGGGCAUACUGGUGCCCCAACUGACAAUGCUCACCCAGGAGAGCUGUCUGUGGCAGCGGGUGUGCUGGCGGCUGGUGGAACAAGUACCUGACCGGGCAGUGGAGGCUGUACUGACAGGGCUUGUAGAGGCCGCUCCCAGGCCUGAAGUCUUGUCCCGGCUGCUGGGGAGCCUGGUGGUGAAGAACAAGAAAGUGCAGUUUGUGAUGACCCGGAAACUUCUGUUCCUGCAGUACCAGCACUCGCCACCACCACCUGGCUGUAUCCUAGAUCUUAGAGGGUGGCACUGGAUUGUUAAUUGGGCAUAUGGGGCUGAAGGCAUCCUGAUUCCUGGCCCUGUGCAGGUGAGCGUGGAGCUGGCCAAGGUGCUACUGCACCUGGAAGAGAAGACCUGCUUGGCAGACUUUGAACAACUGCGCCAGAGAGCUCUGGUGGCUGUCACAGUCACAGACCCAGAGCAGGUAGCCAAGUAUCUGACCUCACAGUUCUAUGGCCUGAACUAUAGCCUGCGGCAGCGCAUGGACAUCCUGGAUGUUCUUGUUCUGGCUGCCCAGGCACUGUCUCGGCCACGGAGCCUCCAGAGGCUUUCCCAGCACGGUCCCCCUGCUUCUGGCACCUCGUGUUCACCAGUACUAGCUGUUUCUCAGCCUGGCAAUGCUGUGGCUCCCAACUGGCAGCUGAUUGUGGAGGAGCGGAUCAAAAGCAAGACCCGGAGGUUCUCGAAGGGCUGUCCGCGGAGGGAGCUAUCAGGUGGCCCCAAUGAAUUCAACUCUGUGGCUGGUUACUUCUUCUUCCCCCUCCUUCAGCACUUUGACAGGCCUCUGGUGACCUUCGACCUCUUAGGAGAUGAUCAGUUGGUACUUGGAAGACUGGCCCACACCUUAGCAUCCCUGAUGUACCUGGCCGUUAACACCACAGUGGCUGUGCCCAUGGGUAAGGCCCUGCUGGAGUUCGUGUGGGCCCUUCGCUUCCACGUGGAUACUUACGUGCGCCGGGGCUUGCUGUCUGCUGUUUCCUCUGUUCUCCUCAGUGUACCCACAGAGCGGCUAUUGGGGGACCUGCCAGAUGAGCUGCUAGAAGCCAGAUCAUGGUUGGCAGAUGUGGCUGAGAAGGACGUGGAUGAGGACUGCAGGGAGCUGGCAGUGAGGGCUCUGCUGCUUCUGGAGAGACUCAGAGAUAAGCUCCUGUCCAUCUCCUCUCCAUAGCCCCGAGGACCCCCUCAGCUACCUCCACUGGAAGAAGGGAAGGCCUGAGGGGCAAGUCCACACGCAGGCUGUCUGUGGCAGCCGGGUCUGGAGGGGCCUGUUGGUCCUAGUGUGACCCUGCCAUUACUUAUGCCCUGGCAAGGCUGAGCGUUCAGCUAAAGAUAUCAGGCCUGUGCCGUGGGACUCAACAGCUUUAGACUGACUGGAAUUUGGACUGGGGAGGGUUGGGGGUGCAAGAGGUGCCUCCUCCUGAGAGCAGAACUUUGGGCUCUGUGGCCAGGGCCUCAAGAGUGAAGAUAAGAGACAGCUGUUCAGCUUCUAGUAUACUCCAAAGGGGAUGCUACAACAGCAGACCAGGGGUAGCCGCUGGGUCCCCAGGGCUUCUAACAAUGUUCUGUUAGAAUAAACAGGGCCACAGAUGUCA
Molecule: messenger RNA, 2712 nt
Organism: Alexandromys fortis (reed vole)
Lineage: Eukaryota; Metazoa; Chordata; Mammalia; Rodentia; Cricetidae
Gene: Telo2
Product: telomere maintenance 2
Exons: 14
Coding region: 399-2288 (629 amino acids)
Biological process (GO): telomere maintenance via telomerase; protein stabilization
Cellular component (GO): cytosol
Molecular function (GO): Hsp90 protein binding; telomeric repeat DNA binding
Source: RefSeq, a predicted model, not a curated record